This is a messenger RNA of Perognathus longimembris pacificus (Pacific pocket mouse), 428 nucleotides long. RefSeq names its product small integral membrane protein 10-like protein 2A. The coding region runs from base 87 to 323 and encodes 78 amino acids. Lineage: Eukaryota; Metazoa; Chordata; Mammalia; Rodentia; Heteromyidae. The transcript has a single exon. The record is from RefSeq and is a predicted model, not a curated record.
CGGCCGAGCUUCGAGGCCGGCCGCCCACAAGGCUCGUGCGCCCUCGUAGGGUCCUGGUCGGCGGCGUCUGCGGCGGCCCCGGGCCCAUGGCGGCGUCGGCGGCUCUGUCGGCAGCGGCGGCGGCGGCGGCCCUGUCCGGCCUAGCGGUGCGGCUGUCGCGCUCCGCCGCGGUCCGAGGCUCCUACAGCGCCUUCUGCAAGGGACUCACGCGCACGCUGCUCACCUUCUUCGACCUGGCGUGGCGGCUGCGCACGAACUUCCCCUACUUCUACGUGGUGGCCUCGGUGAUGUUCAAUGUCCGCCUGCAGGUACGCAUCGAAUGAGCGCCCGCGGCGGGGCGAGCGGCGGCCGCCACUGGCCCGCGCCCGGCUCCCGGCCAGGACGCCGGGACCUGAAGGACAGCGGCGAGGCCCAGGGUCGCCGGGACA